Didymodactylos carnosus is the source of this 1728-nucleotide messenger RNA. NCBI's taxonomy places the organism in Eukaryota, Metazoa, Rotifera, Eurotatoria, Philodinida, Philodinidae. The record is from the annotation of a GenBank genome assembly.
AUGUCCUGCUUGUAUACAAUCGAUUCAAAGAAAUUACAUGGAAUUAAACCAAAACUACCGUUUUUACAUGAAGAUGAAACAAAAAAUGUGCAUAUGAUCAACAAAAUAUCGUCAAAUAAACGAAAUAAUUUAUCUGAUUUUUUGACAGAUGAAAACAAUUUAAAAAAAUUUACAUUGACAAAAACUGAUUCGGUGACAACAUCCUCAUCAGCAGUUAAGGAUGAGACGUCGACAGAAACAACCGUCAAAAAUCAGAACACAAAAUUUUUAAUAUCUGAUUUAAAAGUAAAAUUCAAUAAUCUUGUUUCUAUUUUUAAUCCCGAAAUACUCGAAUUGUAUAAUCAAUUUCGUACUAAACCGGUAGCCGGAAACGAUACAAUAACAAAUUCAAUUUUACAUAUGAUACCAGAUGAGCAAAAACAUGUUUUUAAUGGUUCAACAAAUAAACUGAUUACGGUCGAUGAUAACAAAUUAGUAAUGGAUCAAUUACGUACGAUGGAGUAUGUUCAAUUACAAGCAAUUUACAAAAUAUUACAACAACAAAAUAAAAAAUUGCAAACAAAAGUUGACCAAUAUCGUCAUGAUCCAACUCUCCAGAAUCCUCAUCAAUUAUUGUUUGAUUCUGUAAAGAAACAAACACUUGAUAAACCAACAUUUUGUUUAUUAAUGGAGAAAAUUAUAAUAAAAACGGAAUUUUGUUUAGAUCAAAUAAUUGAAAAGUGUUUAACCAAUGUUAUUGAUCAGUUACAAGGACAAAUGGUGAAUAAUGAUGAUAAAAAUUUACAACCGAUUGAAAAUGAAAUACAAAAAUUUAAACAUGACGUUAAAAAUCAAGCCAAUAUUUACAAAGAAUACUGUAAGAUUGAAAAACAAUUGACCGAAGAUAUUUUUCAAUUAGUCGACUUAUCCCAUCAAUCUGUCAAAACGACAAAAAAUUUUCGUCAAUUUGUUACGUCACUUUAUGAUGCCAGUUAUGCACAUCGAUUACAAGCGGUUGAGUGUAAAAUUCUUAAACGUCAAAUGGAUUCAAUUGUACUCGGUUUUUUUCAUGAUCUUGUCCAUUUACAACUUGUUUGUUCGAAUAUUGGAAAUAUCUCAACAUGGGCAACAUAUUUAGCUGACACAACAAUGAAACAAAAGGAUGUACAACAGAAACUAACCUUUGUUAAUGAUGAUCAUUCAGAUAAGUUAAUGCAAUUUGUUUAUUCGUUAUUAAAAAAGGAAAUAACAUCCUGGAAUAUAGCACCAUCAGAUUCAUUAAAAACUAGCUUCACAUUGAUACGAAAAUUAAUUCAAUAUGGAAUGAUUGCAAACAAUUUAUAUCGUACACUAGGCAGUUGUUUAGAAUCGUUUAAUUCUAAAUUAGAUGACGAUAAGUUUACACUGUAUUGGACAACAAAAACAAUACGCUUAGAUAUUGCUUGGAUUCUUGACGAACGUUUAUUUCAAAAUUUACCAUUAACAACAUCUUAUUGUUGUCAACCACAACAUAAUGGAAUUUGUGAUGAAUUAGAAAUAUUACUUGGAAAUAUACAUCCGACAGAUGGUUCAUUAGUGUUGUUGUAUGAUCAAGUGAAUAAAAAAAUUCAGCCAUGGCUCUCUACAAUUGAACAAAUAAAUGAACAAGAAAACAAACUAGAUGAUGAUGGACAAAGUAAUAAAAAGAAAGUCAAAUUAACAUUACCAGAAUUAAAGAAUGCUCUAAUAAAUUUAGCUGAAAAAAAUUAG